UUAAGUGGACGUUUGUAGUCUUCAGAAAAAAUAAUGCUAACACCGAAUUUGCUUAAAACGCUGGAAUAUAGGCCUAUGUACUGAGGUGACCGCGCCAGUGUACAGAUAUGAAAAGCUACGGCAGUAUGUUUUCGGUUUAACACAAGCGAAUGCCGGGUGGUUGAGGACUUUGCCCGGCGGUACUCGUUUCGUUUGCAAAAUGUAACUGAAAUGCGUCGAGUCCACCUUAAGACGGUCGCUUCGCCCCUUUGAGUCUUCACACCCCUCGGUGUUUUGUAAUCCUGGCUGGUUUCCUGUUUAAAGCAAUAGUGUGUAUUUUAUUCGUGAAGCUAUAGGCGUACUGGCACAGACAGACACCGACACAAACACCGCGGUUCACCUCGCUUUGCUACCUUAAGUUAAGCACCUCUGUCUACCUCAGCACUCGCCUCGGUGUCUCGUGUAAUCUGUCACACUGAAGGAGGAAGCGCCGCCGCCGACUCGCCCGUUUAUCGCUUCUUGAAGACACGGAGAGCGCUUCAGGUAAAUCAAUAUUAUCCAGUCACGAAACAAACUCCUUCGUUUUUUGGUGUUUGCGUGGGUGUGUGUGUGUGCGUCAGUUCUGUUUUAAACGUCCUCCGUCUCUCCCAACGCCGUGCAAAACCAAAAGAAAUGGACAUGUAAAGGAACAUACUUAGUCGAAAAUCGAAUAAAAAAAAAGUUUUUUUUCUGGUAGCGAGAUGCGGGUGUGUGAGUGACUGCUGUUGUCUUAUACAGAUCCGACACAGAUACAAUCUUGACAGCCGAGCAGGUAAACGCCAGACUGCUGCUAGGUGAGUGCUGCACUUUGCAUUCCUGUCAGACCUCUCGCAUCGCUAACGCAGCGCUGCAUGAGUCCCUGUCCCACAGCUGUCAGAGGGAGUGGCCUGCAGACACCGAAACCGCAGCACAAUACAGUAUCCGAAAUUGAACUGCGAUGCAUCGCUUACCCUAAACGCCACGGGGAAGCAGCCGCUGUGAGGGGACAGCGGAGACUGAGAGAGGAGAACUGAGAGAGACUCGGAUCGGAACUAAACAAGACAGAAAAACUCCUGGAAACAAGACCGAGAACUCCGCCGCGGAGCUGCAGCGCUCUCAUUACAACUCUCUGGGCAGACAGACCCCAGACACCAGGAUGGUGUAGAGUGUGCCGGGAGUUUGCUGAUCCGUCAUGGCUGUGUUUAAGUUGGGGAUUGUGGAGGACCUGUAUGAAAUAGGAGAUGUACUGGGCAGUGGCCACUUCGGCACGGUGCGGCUGGUGCGGGAGAAGGGCUCAGGAACGGAGUACGCAGGGAAGUUCCUGAAGAUCCGGAAGUGCAAGAGCAGCCGGCUGGGGCUGGAUCGGGAGGACGUGGAGCGAGAGGUGGAGAUCCUGCAAGCCCUGCAGCACCCCAACAUCAUGGCUCUGAGAGACGUGUUCGAGAGCAAGGCAGAGCUGGUGCUCAUACUGGAGAUGAUCCGUGGAGGGGAGCUCUUUGACUUCGUGGCUGAGAAGGAGAUGCUCUCUGAGGACGACGCCAUCCAGUUCAUGAAGCAGAUCCUGCAGGGAGUGGGAUACAUGCACUCCAAACACAUCGCACACUUCGACCUCAAGCCAGAGAACAUCAUGCUGCUGGAGAAGGUCAUGCCCCAACCCCACAUCAAGCUCAUCGACUUCGGACUGUCCCACCGGAUAGAGGAGGGGGUCGAGUACAAGAGCCUGUCUGGCACCCCUCAGUACAUCGCUCCUGAAGUUAUCAACUACGAGAGGCUGAGUGAGGCUGCAGACAUGUGGAGUCUUGGAGUCAUUACCUUCAUUCUGCUCAGUGGUACCUCCCCGUUUCAGGGUGACACAGACGAAGAGACUCUCACCAACAUCGUGUCUCUGACCUACGAGUUCGACGAGCAGCACUUCAGCCAGACCAGCGCCAUGGCCAAGGACUUCAUCCAGAGCCUGCUGGUCAAGGAGCCCAGUGAGAGGAUGACUGCAGUCGAGAGCCUGAUUCAUCCCUGGAUAAAGCCUCUCAACAGGAUGCAGGCCACCAAUCGCAGCCGCUCCUCCAUCAACAUGAAGAAUUUCAGAAAAUUCAACGCCAGGCGGAAAUGGAAGGUUUCCUAUAAGAUGGUGUGGGCCUGUAACCGGAUGUGUCGCCUGCAGCGCCUCUGCAAGAACAGCGCCAAGGAGGACGAGGCCCUGAGGCAGUGUGAGAGUGACCCAGAGGACACCGAAACCAAGCCUGCCUCCUUGCUGCGGAGACGACUCAGCAGCAGCUCCUAGAAUCAGCCAGGAGGGGGCGCCGGUGCGGUCGCGCACAGUCAGCUUGCUACGAGUCUGAAAUGUCAAGCGGUAUUGUAACGAAUGCAUUCUUCUGCCUCUCGUUUCACUCGGAGUAUCCAUUUCUCUUUCGGUCUCGGAAGCUGAAGCUCCCUGUGGUGUCUAUAGAGCUAUCUGUCGAAGUACAGCUGGCACACCAGAGUGUAAUCAUUAACCCUUUGCGGUCCUAUGUCAGACCUGGUCCGAUAUUGCAAUUUUCCCUUUCCGGUCCAACGUCGGACCCUGUCCGACAUCAUCAAAAAGACAUAAUAAACAGGUCUCUAGUCGUUUUUUUCUCCGGAAAAAGCAGAGAAAACCAUUUAGUGGCCGAGUGAGACCGAUAGGAGCCGAAAAAAAAAAAAAAAAAGGGCGUAUCUCAUGAAUAUAGAUAGUCCCGACACCACAUCGAUAACACGGACAUAAACAAAGAAGAUAGCUGCUUCUGCAUCCAGCGCUCAAAGAAUAUCAGACAUUUGCAGAGCUUUUUUAGAUGUUAUUGUAAUAAAAUAAUGACAUGGAUCGCAUUAUUGAGGAGUUUGGUGAUAAAACGAGUGAUCAGGAGAUGAUUUAUCGGUAUGCACGACUAUGAAGAGGUAUGUGAAAAAUACAGCGAACAAGGGGUGGGGCGGGGCUGGAGAUGCAGUACUGAGUGUCCUGUUGAUAUGCAGGGCCUUUUAAACCUGUUUUACUGUAAAAAAAAAUACUUUUAAAACAGCGCGUCUAAAAUAAACUGCACGUGUGAAAAUAAAUGGACCGCUAAGGGUUAACCUGCCCUCUCCUGCAGCAAUCUGCUGCCCCCUAGUGGAUGUAACAAAUACCACCUGGAACCUUACAUCAGAGAGAUUGAUGGUUACAUGCUGGUGUACCAGCUGUAGUGAGAGGCGUUUGAGAGCUGAAUUGAGGCCACAGGGAGCUUUUUAAACGGCUGACAGGAAACGAUAUACAAAGUGAACCUCAAUGAGAAGGAUACGUUAGGAUACCUGAUAUCUGAGACCUGCUGGCAGCAACAAAGUGUGUUACCACACCUGCAGUGACAUCACGGUGCAAUCCCUGCUGAGUGAGGAACAACAAACAGUGCUCCACCUCGUAAUACAGCACCACCUGUGUCCAGAUGUGGUAACUGCAGGGAGAUAUUGCAGUGAUUGUAGCGGACAGAGUAAUUCCAUGAAUCUCACCUGUUGACACACAGGUCUCAAAAUGUGCAGUUUUGAAAGAAACACCUACUAUAGUAAAUCUUUUCAUUUUGAAAAACAUAUCCGGUGCGGAACUUGGUUAAAGAAAUCUCCGUUUGCAACCCAUACUUUCACAAAGUGUUACACUUCCUUGGUCAGGUGAAAUUGCCCCCUGGCUUCUUUCCUGUCAUUAACCAGUCAGCUGCUUCCCAGGUUCACUGACAUGCUUUCAGCGUGAGACCACGGCUCGGGUGUCUGUGUAACAGAUAUCCUGAGAGUAAGGCACAGAGAUGAGUGGGGAUCAGGCUUUACAAUGAAAAGACAUGUUUGCUAUUAUGUGUUUCUUUCAGAACUGUACAUCUGAGACCUAUGUAGGCAAUGGAGCGACAAUUUACAGGGAAAGUCUCAUUCCCUCCUAUAGGUCAUAAGUUAACUCUCCUGAUUUCCAGUGGGCAAAUGAAGCUAUGCCAUACAUUACUGUUACCAAUGAUAAUACUGCAUGAAGUGUGUUUUUAAAGAAUUUUAAAAAAAUGUAGAAAUAUAUUUGUGUUGAAGAAAUUGUUCGCAUACUUGAUUUUAAUAAAAGCAUGACGUUUUUCUGUAACUCUCA
Messenger RNA from Acipenser ruthenus (sterlet), 4093 nucleotides. Its product is annotated as death-associated protein kinase 2-like. Gene Ontology annotation, biological process: positive regulation of apoptotic process; intracellular signal transduction; protein phosphorylation. Lineage: Eukaryota; Metazoa; Chordata; Actinopteri; Acipenseriformes; Acipenseridae. Bases 1190 to 2275 code for a protein of 361 amino acids. Gene Ontology annotation, cellular component: nucleus; cytoplasm. The record is from RefSeq and is a predicted model, not a curated record. The transcript has 12 exons. Gene Ontology annotation, molecular function: ATP binding; protein serine/threonine kinase activity.